Drosophila hydei is the source of this 2000-nucleotide messenger RNA. Its product is annotated as cleft lip and palate transmembrane protein 1-like protein. Gene Ontology annotation, cellular component: endomembrane system; membrane. NCBI's taxonomy places the organism in Eukaryota, Metazoa, Arthropoda, Insecta, Diptera, Drosophilidae. The transcript has 2 exons. Bases 337 to 1989 code for a protein of 550 amino acids. The record is from RefSeq and is a predicted model, not a curated record.
CAUUUAUUGUCAGCAGUACUUAAAUCUGAAAUGUAUACGAUAUUUGAUUUUUUAGUUAUUUGUAUAUCUUUUAUUUUUAAAUUACAAAGCUGCCGUUAUUCUUUAGUUUUAAAACUUACCCGGGACGCGGCAUAAACUUGCGCCAUUUGUCUAAAGUAUUUACGCGUUUCACAACACUGGAACUAAGCUACGCCGGCAUUUUUGGCCAUUAAUUAAAAAAGAAAAAAGUUGCUUUCACUGACGUAGCUUUUGGCGGAGUUUUGCAAGAACUCUAGGAAAAAAAGGGAGACUCCAGUCAGUGCUGGACCCACACUUGGCUAGGAUCCGUGCUACGUCAUGGCCUUGCCUUCGAUCUCGACGCUGGUGGGCGUGGCGUUCUUAGCCUACAUCCUAAAUUCGAUCUACCAAAUGUCACAGUUAUUUACGACGCUACAAUGCAGCAGCUCCCCCUGCUACACGUCCUUUCUGACCGAGCGUCCGCGCUUGCAAUUGGCCCUGUUCACUUCGCAGAACCGGAACCCCAUCGCCAGUGAAGUGCAUGAUGUGUAUAAGGCGAAACGUUUCAAUUAUGCGCAAGCCUUCGAUCACGACUUUCAGCUCGAUGUGCCGCUCAAGACGCGACGGAAUGGCACCCUGUAUCUGCAUGUGGUGCUGGCCUUGGAGGGUGAGCCCCUCGAAUGGCGCACCUUGAAACGCGAUGGACCCACAGUGGUGCAUACGCUUAAUCUCUGUGAUUAUAUGGUGCCACGUGCCGAGGCCUUCAACCUGAUCAAUCAGAAGGAUAAGCCGGAGCCCAGCGAGCAGCAGCAGGUGAAAAAGAAGAAGAGGACAAACGUCAACGCAGAUCUGCCCAGCACACAUAUACGCUCCAAUGUGUAUGUGACGCUGCUAACAGAUGCAUUCGCUCUAUCCCAAGCGGACUUGCCGCCCGAAUUGGCGCCACUGAUCCGAGUGAAUCGCAUGCAACAGAUUUUGCCCAUCGUGCAGACGGAUAUGUUCAAUACGAGACUGAAGCAUCUGGUGCCAGUGACCAGCAACACCACCGAAUUUACGUUUAGCUUCCAUUACAAGCCCGUUGGCGUGGGCAAGCUGCGACUGAUGCUGCUCAUGGAGCAUGCCACACAGACCCUCCAGUCCAUUGGCUUUGCCGAGAAGGACAUUGACGAGGUCAAAGGCAUAUUUUCCGAUACGAACGUAUAUCUGCUCUGUGGCACUAUCUUUGUAUCCAGCGUGCAUAUGCUGUUUGACUUCUUGAGCUUCAAGAACGAUGUCUCCUUUUGGCGCAAGAAGCAAUCCUAUGAGGGUCUAUCCACACGAACCACCUUGUGGCGCGCCUUCUCGCAGUUCAUCAUCUUUUUAUAUUUGCUGGACGAGCAGACCUCCUAUUUGGUGAUUGUGCCCGUCGGCCUAGGCACGCUGAUCGAGCUGUGGAAGUGCAAGAAGAUCUUGCGCCUGCAUUUCAGUUUCACAUCGUUCAUCACACGCAAACUGCAGGAGUCUGAGCAGCCAGAGCCCGGCCAGCUGGCCGAGCAGCAGACGCAGCAGUUCGAUCGCGAGGGCAUGCGCUAUCUAAGCUAUCUGCUCUAUCCACUGUGUCUGGGCGGCGCUGCCUACUCGCUGCUCUAUCAGCCGCAUCGGUCAUGGUACAGCUGGACGCUCAACUCGCUUGUGAAUGGAGUCUACGCAUUUGGCUUUCUGUUCAUGCUGCCCCAACUGUUUGUCAAUUACAAGCUCAAGUCUGUGGCCGCGCUGCCCUGGCGCGCCUUCAUGUACAAAGCAUUCAACACGUUCAUCGAUGACUUCUUUGCCUUCAUCAUCACAAUGCCAACGGCCCAUCGUGUCGCCUGUCUGCGCGACGAUAUUGUCUUCCUCAUCUAUCUCUACCAGCGCUGGCUGUACCCUGUGGAUAAGACACGCGUCGAUACGGGCCUGGCCAUUGAAGAGCCAACACGAUCUAAUCGCGCCGACGCACAUCCCAAACGGGAUUAGCCAAAGAUACA